Neoarthrinium moseri is the source of this 789-nucleotide messenger RNA. RefSeq lists its product as uncharacterized. The record is from RefSeq and is a predicted model, not a curated record. Bases 1 to 789 code for a protein of 262 amino acids. The transcript has 5 exons. Lineage: Eukaryota; Fungi; Ascomycota; Sordariomycetes; Amphisphaeriales; Apiosporaceae.
AUGAUCAUUAAUCUAGUGUUGGCCGCGUUUCUGGUGCUUGUUCAACCACUCGUUGGCGCGCAUGGAGGAUUGGCAAACUACACAGUCGGAGACGUAUGGUACAGAGGGUAUGAUCCCAACGAGCCGGCGGCCGAGCAGCAGGGCCAGUCAUGGAUGGUCCAACGGAUCUGGGCUAGCAUCGAUCCCAUCUUCCACGUGAAUGACACGGGGUUGGCUUGUAACACGCCUGGCACUACAGCCAACUCGUACAUUCCGAUCGCGGCAGGCGACAACCUGACGGCAGUAUACUGGUACUGGUUGCACCCGGUCGGCCCCAUGUCGAUCUGGCUGGCUGACUGUAGCCCGUUCGGCAAGUGCGAGCAUGCAGACCCGAACAAGCUCGAGUUCUUCAAGAUCGCCGAGGAGGGCCUGUUGAAUGGCACAGUGACAGAGGGCAUGUGGUUCCAAAAGGCAUUCCAGCACUGGGACGGAACUCCGGAUCUCUGGCCUGUGCGGAUCCCGGAAACGAUUAAGCCGGGGCUUUACGUUGUACGGCAUGAGAUCCUAAGCCUGCAUAUUGAAAAUAAACCGCAGUUCUAUCCGGAAUGUGCGCACCUGAACAUCAGCGGGACAGGCUCGGCAGUUCCCCCGAAAGAUUACCGUGUAAAGUUCCCGGGUGCAUACCGGGACGACGAUCCGAGCAUCAAUAUUGACAUCUACACGGAUGAGAUGAGAGAGACAACAAACUAUACAAUACCUGGGCCGCCGGUUUGGGAUGGUCUCAUGAAUAAGUACUGUGCUGACUGCUAG